This is a messenger RNA of Cucurbita maxima (winter squash), 1324 nucleotides long. RefSeq names its product ACT domain-containing protein ACR12-like. The record is from RefSeq and is a predicted model, not a curated record. Lineage: Eukaryota; Viridiplantae; Streptophyta; Magnoliopsida; Cucurbitales; Cucurbitaceae. Gene Ontology annotation, cellular component: chloroplast thylakoid membrane; chloroplast stroma. The coding region runs from base 77 to 937 and encodes 286 amino acids. The transcript has 10 exons.
CUUCAUGUAUUAGCAAUACCACAAACGAACAAAGUUGCUGAUUGGGGAACCCGCCGAUUCCGAUCCAUUUUCCUCCAUGGCUAUAGCGACCUCCAGCUUCACCUUCAUCGCUUCUUCGUACUCUUCUCAGUCUCCAUUUCUCUGCCGGUCUAGGUUCUCGGAGUCGGAGUUCGUUGGUCAUGUCUCUCACCGUGGCUCUGGAGCUGAUAGGCUGACUUUCUUGAGGAAAUGGAAUAUCCUGAGUGCAUCAACCAAUCGUUUGAAUGCUGUCAGUCCAACAUCAUUGCUAUUUGAUCAAGAAAAUGUGCCAAUGCCCAUAGUUCACAUAGACCAGGAUUCAGACCCCAGUGCAACAAUUGUGGAAGUCAGUUUUGGUGAUCGCCUUGGAGCUCUUAUUGAUACGAUGAGAGCAUUAAAAGAUUUGGGUUUGGAUGUGGCAAAGGGAACUGUUAACACAGAGGGAUCAGUAAAGCAAACGAAGUUUUAUCUGACAAGACUAGACUCGGGCCGUAAAGUAGAAGAUCCUGAUUUGUUGGAGAGCAUUCGCUUAACCAUCAUCAACAAUCUUUUGAAGUAUCACCCAGAAUCUAGUCAAAAGCUUGCAAUGGGUGAGGCUUUUGGAAUUCAACCUCCAGAGAAGAAGCUUGAUAUUGAUAUUGCAACUCAUGUUCACGUGAAAGCUGAUGGACCUAAAAGAAGCCUACUAUGUUUGGAGACAGCAGACCGACCUGGACUGCUGCUUGAAGUUAUAAAAAUUCUUGCUGAUAUCAACGUUGAGGUCGAAUCGGCAGAGAUAGAUACCGAAGGAUUGGUCGCCAAGGACAAGUUUCAUGUCAGUUACGGGGGAGCUGCGCUCAAUAGUUCCUUGUCUCAGGUAGUGGUAAAUUGUCUUCGUUACUACCUGCGAAGGCCCGAGACAGACAUAGAUAGUUACUAAGAUCUCGAGGAACCAUCAUCACAAUGUAAGCUGUGAAACUGUCAUGGGAUCCUUUGUUUGUGAGCUUUCUCAUCAUUUCUAAAAUUUUCUAUUUCGAAAUUUCGAACUCUCUGAUGCAUUCUGGGAUAUGCCUUUGGUGAGAAUAAUGCCUAAUUAACUCAAACCUUGUUCACGCUCAAACCAUAAAUUUACUUGUAUAGAGUUGAAGAAUCAGAUGUUGUCUCACAACAAUGCAAAUCUUCCAUGUCUGUUGUAUCUGUUGAAAACCGAGCUUCGAGGUAACAAAUCUUUUCAGGUUUAAAUAUAUUGUAUUUUACGUUUUCAGUAUAGUAAUAACUUGCAGAGAUAUUGCUUAUAUGUUUCUAAAAUUUAUAAAAGGGACGUUAA